Setaria italica (foxtail millet) is the source of this 2090-nucleotide messenger RNA. RefSeq names its product IAA-amino acid hydrolase ILR1-like 9. NCBI's taxonomy places the organism in Eukaryota, Viridiplantae, Streptophyta, Magnoliopsida, Poales, Poaceae. The transcript has 5 exons. Gene Ontology annotation, biological process: auxin metabolic process. Gene Ontology annotation, cellular component: endoplasmic reticulum. Gene Ontology annotation, molecular function: IAA-Ala conjugate hydrolase activity. The record is from RefSeq and is a predicted model, not a curated record. The coding region runs from base 472 to 1776 and encodes 434 amino acids.
UAAUUGGAGAAGGAAUGUCCUGUAUGGCAUUAAACAUAUUUCAAAAUAACUUUGCAUAUUGAUCUUAACAGAAACUACAGCACAUAAACACUAUAAAACUUGCACAGUAAUGUCUUCUCACCACACUAAACUUAUAUUAAUGAACGAAAAAGAAACAUCGAAGUUCAUGCAUCUCUGUCCAAACCGUCGUUUCCUCCCUGUGUUCUUUGAGUAAUCACUAGCUACUAUCUCGUGACAGAGGAAGAAGUGUGUGGCCAGGCACGGUAGGACUGAGUUAUCUUUUGGCAUCCGAUGGUUUAGUCAAAGCACGCAAUAAAGGGGAUAAGAGUCUAACAGAUCGUCAGAUCCUGGAUGCCUGUGUCCAAUACAUGCAAAGAUCCAAUAUUCUAGGAUUUCAGUUUAAUUUGGUUGCAGAUCAGUGCACCUAGCAUAGGAUACAACAAGCACACACGCAACUCAUCUCUGUCGACCAUGGCCGCCGCCGCUGCCGCCUGUAGCCUCAUCGUCCUCCUCCUACCGCUACUACUCUGCUUUCACAACUCCGUCGCCUCGCCGGCGACGCCACUCGCGGGUGAGCUCCUAGCCGAGGCGCGCGCGCCGGGGUUUGCCGCGUGGCUACGCGGCGUGCGCCGCCGCAUCCACCAGCGGCCCGAGCUGGCCUUCCAGGAGUACCGCACCAGUGAGCUCGUGCGCGCCGAGCUCGACGCGAUCGGCGUGCCGUACAGGUGGCCCGUCGCCCAGACCGGCGUCGUGGCCACCAUCGUCGGCGGCGCCGGCGACAAUGGGCCCAUCGUCGCGCUCCGGGCCGACAUGGACGCCCUCCCCGUGCAGGAAUUAGUUGAUUGGGAAUACAAGAGCCAGGAAAAAGGAAAAAUGCAUGCGUGCGGACAUGAUGCACACACAGCAAUGCUUCUGGGGGCUGCUAAGAUACUUCAAGAUCAUAAGAGCGACUUAAAGGGUACUGUGAAGUUUGUAUUCCAGCCAGCAGAGGAGGGUCAGGGUGGAGCAUACUAUAUCUUACAAGAAGGUCUGCUUGACGACGUGUCAGCUAUCUUUGGCUUGCAUGUUGAUCCAGUCCUUCCAGUAGGCGUUGUUGCAUCCAGGCCAGGACCCUUUGCUGCAACAGCAGCUCGAUUCCAAGCAACUGUUACUGGUAAAGGUGGGCAUGCUGCACUACCCCACCAAGCCUUCGAUCCAAUUGUAGCUGCAUCAAGUGCCAUCCUCAGCCUUCAACAAAUCGUCUCCCGGGAAAUAGAUCCCCUCCAAGGCGCGGUUGUAUCCGUCACUUUUGUGAAGGGAGGCGAUGCUUAUAAUGUCAUUCCAGAGUCUGUGACCUUUGGUGGCACCUUGAGGAGCAUGACAAAUGAAGGUCUAUUGUAUCUCAUGAAGCGGAUCAAAGAGAUUGUAGAAGGACAAUCAGCCAUACAUCACUGCACUGGCACCGUGGACUUCAUGGAGGGCAAAAUGAGAACAUAUCCAGCUGUGAUCAAUGAUGAAGGGAUGUAUGAUCAUGCCAAGGCAGUGGCUCAGAGCUUGCUCGGGGAAGAGAACGUCAAGGUCGCGCCGCAGUUAAUGGGAGCGGAGGAUUUUGGGUUCUACGCGCAGAAAAUGGCUGGCGCCUUCUUCACCAUUGGAGUCGGCAACAAGAGCACCAUGGUGACAGUCCAUUCCACUCACUCGCCCCACUUUGUGAUUGAUGAGGAUGUGCUUCCCAUAGGAGCUGCACUCCAUGCUGCCGUGGCAACUGAAUACUUGAAGAAGCAUGCAUCAGCCUGAAAAUGAAUGCGAAAAAUUGGCUUGUUUGGAUACUUUGGGCACCAUGCAGUAUGCUUUUCGUGGAGGUGAGCAGAGUUUUCCUUUCUUUGGUUCCCCAAUCCUACUGGUUUUUAAUGAUCUGAAAAUCCAGAAUGCCAUUACUACUUCUUUGCUGUAGGCUAUUCAAGAUAGAAAGUAGGUGUUCAGAUGCUCAGGAGUCAGGACCUACAAGUUACCCUCACUGAUGGAAAGACAAUGAUGUAUUAGACAUAUAUAAUAAAUAACAAGAUAUUCCAAAUAUUAAUGCAACUCAUACAUCGGUUUCUAUGACAAAA